GGACACACAAACUUGUUCUAGAUUUAAUAAAAUAUUUUGAGUUAGGAAAACAAACAAUGUGCUUUAUAAUUUCAAAUCUUUGUGGGGUCAGAAUCGACAACAUGCACUUCACAAAAUAACUAGUAUUCAGUCAAAUUUUGUAGGUUAUGUUAUGUUUACAAGAGGAACGCAGCUCGUUUUAUUAUUAUAAUAAUUUACAACUGCACCAGUUACUCGUAAUUAAAUCACAAUGGAAGAAGAAUAUGACGAGAGAAAUUGGGACACUGUUGAUCGAUUAGAUAAUGACUCAGAUGCGGGUGAAGAAAGUGAAAAUCCUGAGCAGGUUCUUAAGGAAUGUGCUGAGAAAUUUUCGACCUCAGACUACAUAAUGGAACCAGGAAUUUUCUCCCAGCUGAAAAGGUACUUUCAAUCAGGAGGAAAUCCGUUACAAGUAAUUGAAGAAUUGUCACAAAAUUACACUGCUGUAGCCCAGAUGGCAAAUUUGAUAGCAGAAUGGUUAAUCACAGGCGGAGUCAAUGUAACAACAGUUCAAGCAAUGGUGGAAAAUCACCUGAAAGAGAUGAUUUUGAAAACAUUUGAUCCUAAAAAAGCAGACACGAUUUUCACAGAAGAAGGUGAAACACCUGCUUGGCUGACACAGCUAAUUGAACAUCCCACUUGGCGUUCACUGAUUUAUAGAUUAGCGGAGGAGUAUCCCGACUGUUUAAUGCUAAAUUUUACAAUUAAGCUUAUUUCUGAUGCCGGUUUCCAAGCUGAAAUCACAAGUAUUUCAACUGCAGCUCAACAAUUGGAAGUCUUUUCCAGAGUUCUAAAAACUUCAAUUGCCAGUUUUUUAACCAAUCCAGAAGACUGGCAAAAUACCAGCAAGGAAUGUGCUAAAAUGGUGUGUCAUGGUCAGCACACAUACGUUUACAGCCAAGUAAUUAUCCAUGUGUUAGCUCGAGAAUCCAAAGGUGGUAGCAGCAUGAAAAGACUGUCUCAAGAAAUUACAAAAUGCGCCCAAAAAAAUGGUCAUGACGUAACUCCAAUCACAAUGGCGUUAAACGGCGCCUCUGCAUACCCUUUGGCCUGCCAGGCCUUAACAUCAAUGCUUUCAAAAAAUACACUUAAUCCAGCUGACAUUACAGUGCUUUAUAGAAAUUAUAAUGCACCAGACCCUCCACCCAUUGAUUUAAUCAGAACUCCUCAAUUUCUAGAAUUACUGGUUGAUGCUUUAUUUAAACCUGGAGUAAAACUCAAUCCUGAUCACAAACCCAAAUACAUCCAUUUACUAGCAUAUGCAGCAAGUGUUUAUGAAAUGCAAGCCAAAAAAGGCCAAAAGAGAGUAGUGAAUAAAGAUGAACUUCAAGCCACCAUUCAUUCAAUUGAAACGGUCCAUAAUAUUUGUAAUACCAAUAAAGGGAGUUCAGAACUCAUGGCGGAACUUGCAACGCUGUAUCAGUGUCUUAGGUAUCCAGUCGUAUCUGUGGGAAUUAUCCGAUGGGUUGAAUGCACUGUAACCGAAGCCAGUUACUUUAAAUUGUCAACAGAACAUACUCCAAUCCAUUUAGCGCUCUUAGAUGAAGUAGUUACUUGCCAUCCCCUUCUUCAUAAUCAAGUACUCGACUUACUCAUUAGGUUGUUUGAAUCCAAGCAAGACGAACUGGAGAUUUUAGUCCAACUUGAAAUGCGGAAAAUGGUCCUUGACAGAAUGGUUAAUUUGCUUUGUGCUGGAUGUGUGGUACCCGUUGUGAAAUAUAUAAAACAGUGUUGGCAAAAAGGCGACACGGAUAUAUCCCUAAUUCGUUACUUUGUAACGGAAGUUUUGGAGACCAUAGGGCCCCCAUAUAGUUCCGAAUUUGUCCACUUGUUUAUGCCAAUGGUCGAAAAUGAUGAAAUAACGGGAACAAUGAGAGGAGAUGGAGAAAAUGAUCCAGUAUCUGAAUUUAUUGUCUACUGCAAAGCAAAUUACACUGCUGUUGUGUAACAGCAACUUAAUUAUAAGAAUAUCUAUUGUAAAAAAUAAAAAAAAUCCUAGUAAA
Molecule: messenger RNA, 2021 nt
Organism: Tribolium madens (black flour beetle)
Lineage: Eukaryota; Metazoa; Arthropoda; Insecta; Coleoptera; Tenebrionidae
Gene: TH1
Product: negative elongation factor D
Exons: 10
Coding region: 230-1966 (578 amino acids)
Biological process (GO): negative regulation of transcription elongation by RNA polymerase II
Cellular component (GO): nucleus; NELF complex
Molecular function (GO): RNA binding
Source: RefSeq, a predicted model, not a curated record